GUUAAAUUCGGCAAAACAAGGAGACCGCAAAUUGUACCGUUCCAUCGACUACGGGAAGUGAAAAUGGAGUUCGGCGAAGAAUGCUGUCUCCCGGAAACCGAUUGGAAAGACGUGAAGAUCCUCUUUACCAGUGAUACAAGCCAGCUGGAAUCAUGGCAUUCCGGCCGCAUUACGAAAGAAAUCGGAGUUGAUGAGUGGUUUUCUUAUACGGAAGUGGAAGUGUUUGUAGCGAAAACACGUCCACAGCGUUGUAUAACGAUGCAGUGCAGAGACGGUGGCGUGAUGCAAAGUGUGCGGAGUAUCCAGAAUCUUGGACCACCAGUGGCGCCCCGCACAUUUCGCAAAUUAAGGAUCUCCAUGCCGAAAUCGGUCGCAUGGUGCAGGAAAAUGCUGGCUGUCGGUUUGCGCCGGUUAAGCCAUACUAGCGCGUUUUACAGUAACUGGUUUUUUAGAACCGGUACAAUAUUCCUUCGCUGCAAUAUGGAUGAUUCGAUUCAGGUGUUAGCUAAAAAACCUGAUAGACAGCUUCCCCAACGCAUCUCCCGAAUCCUGGAGCGCGAAAUAUUGCCGGAAGUGUGGAAAUAUCUUGGAAAAUUCAACGGACUGGUUCGUUUGGUUGUGGGUGACGUCGUGCACAACCUACUGAACAUUGUUGUGGAACAAGAAUAUCGGUCUGGCAUGAACUGUUCUCCAAUGCGAUUCGAAUAUUUGCCAUUGGAACUGCAGAUCAAUAUUUGCACAGACCUGGACGCAUACGAACGAGAACGUCUUAAAAGGGUGUCUACGUUUUUCUCUCGCCUACUAACGCUUAGUGCCCUGGAACGAUGGAUCAUCCUGCCACACUUAUGCAGUAGUGCCCUCGUUGAUCAUGAUUACCACGACCAAAGGUCACUGAUUCGCUGCAGUUUCUUGCUAGCGCACAUGGUCUCACGCUGGGUACCAAGGCAGACCAAGAGACUGUGUUUGGCCGGAAACUGGGAAAAGUGCUUCUACUCGUUGGGUAUCAUACUGCACUUCCUGAACAUUAAACUGGACUGGCUGAUUAUAGCGGAUAACGGCGGGCUGCGCUUUGGUGAUUUCAUGACGUUCCCGCCGAAUAGGCGCAUGAUGCGGCUACGAGAAGAUCAUGAAGAGCGUUCACACACAGUGUGGCUGUCUCCCCGUUCUACGAUGAAAUCUGCCGCAAUAUCCUCCUGA
Paramacrobiotus metropolitanus is the source of this 1197-nucleotide messenger RNA. RefSeq lists its product as uncharacterized. NCBI's taxonomy places the organism in Eukaryota, Metazoa, Tardigrada, Eutardigrada, Parachela, Macrobiotidae. The record is from RefSeq and is a predicted model, not a curated record. The coding region runs from base 64 to 1197 and encodes 377 amino acids. The transcript has 3 exons.